Molecule: messenger RNA, 1995 nt
Organism: Leishmania braziliensis MHOM/BR/75/M2904
Lineage: Eukaryota; Euglenozoa; Kinetoplastea; Trypanosomatida; Trypanosomatidae
Exons: 1
Coding region: 1-1995 (664 amino acids)
Biological process (GO): cilium organization
Cellular component (GO): motile cilium; cytoplasm
Source: RefSeq, a predicted model, not a curated record
AUGCCGAUGAUGUCAGCUGAUGAAUCUCACAGGGCUUCUGCAGCUGCAAAGAAACCAGCUGCGGCUCCGACUUUUUCCCCGUUCCCGCCAUGUCCGGCGAGAGGCGCCACGGCGAGCGCCAUGGCAAAGAGCAACAUGCCGUCUUCCAGCGCAGCUUCGGGGGUGGCGGCUGCCGCGGCUCCGUCGAAGGAGACGUCCAGUAAGGCGAUGGAUCUUGACCCCACGACCGCGUCGCUGGAGUGCGUGCUGCAGAUAGGCCAGCCGACCUUUUCUACGCAGCUAGACUUCAUCAAGGUAAACCGCGCUGUGGCCUCGCUGGAGCGUGCAGUGGAGCGGCUGGAGCUGCUCAGCCUUCUAGAUGCAACGGGCCCCACCCCCUCCACGGAAGGAAACCACAAAAAUGCGAAUGGUGCGGUAACUGCGUCAAAUGCGACAGCUGUGACCUCCGCGACGACAGCUAUCUUUCACCCACACAACUCAUCGCGCGGACCAGCCGUGCUGACUGGCAUCAGCCACGACGCGAGCGUUGCAACUGCGCAGAAGGUGGCGGAGGUGCUUGCAGCCACUCAGCAGCAGCGUGGCUGCGGACGUGCGUCGGUGCUCAAGUUGCUUGCGGAGCAGCGAGUGCUGGAGCGCCGCUACGGAGAGCUGCUAACCCAGGCUCAACCAACUGUGUCCCUCUACCCUGGCGAACCGCAGCUGCGUUCCAAGUGCUUUGCCCAAGCCGGCGACCCGGCGCAGGCAACUCUGCAACGGGAGCUUGCGUUGGUGUCUAAUCGACUUCGAGAAACGAAUCGUCUCUUGUGUACACAGCUUCAGGACAACCCUCAGGACAGGGAUAACUGGGCAAAGGUGUGCAAUGAACGACAGGAGCUCAUAGCAUUGCUGAGAGAGGUGACUGAAGAGCUGACAGUAGGAUACAAGGAAGCUUUUCAGCAACGGCAAGGUCGACAGCAGCAGCAGCAGGCAAACGUCGUCCUCGAUGGUGGUCUUAAACGAAGCAGCACCCCUGGCGGUAUUAUGGAGGGCGUGCGCUUCAGCUGUGCAACAUCCAACGGGGACUUUCUCGGCCUCAACAGCAAUGGCACCAGUGCCCCUGGACUCGCCCGCAACGACAGUAGGCAGUCUUCCACGAUUGGUGGUGGACCCAUCUCCACUGAGAGCGGGUCGCGGACCUCACCCUUUCACAAAUGUUUUGGCGGCACUUUGCAGCGGCAUCGCACGUCGCGAACGACUCAGCAAGGGCCGCGCAUUCCGCUCACUUCCUCUUACCAGCAGUUCGCCGUGAAGAUUCUACAAGAAGAGGCGUCCCAGCGCUGGGCUGAUGACAUGCUAGCCAAGGAGCGCGCGCUAAACCAAAAUGUGAAGCAGCUGCAGGCGGACCUUGAGCGUGAGCGUGAGCUGAAGGACAAGGAAGUUGCAGAGCGCCUUGCCCACAUCUCGACAUUGAAGCUGGAGCUACGCAAGCUGAAAGCCUCCUUGCAGCAGCGCAGUGAGGCAGCCAAGGCCCGCGGCGAGGCGGCCACGGAAAACCUUCAGCGCGAGGGCGCCGCCGAGGUGCGGGGGGUUCGUCAAGCGACUCAGCACAAUGAGCAGCUGCUCGCCAUUAGUGCUACGGCACACGAUACAUUUAGCUCGUAUCUGCGCGAGCGAACUGCCGCAAUGGACACGUUGGCUAGUGAGUGGGAAGCCAAGACGCUGCGUGAGCUCAAGAAGAAGGAAGCGGCAAAGAUUGAUGCGGAGGGGAGUCGCCAGGCGUGUGCGCAACGUCUCACGGACCUCCAGCACGAGCGAGACGUUCAACAGGAGCUCAAGGAGCAGCGGGACUCCGCGCAAAGGGCUGAGGAGGACGAUCGAAGGCGAUCUGAGGAGCAGCGAGACGCCGAGUACGCAGCAGCGUCCGUGCUGGAGGCCGCUCUCAAGGCGAUGAUGACGCGACAGGCACUUAGCAAGCUGCAGAAGGGCUCCAAAAAAAAGAAGAAGGCGGCAGGUUAA